UCUUUUAAUAUAUUACUUUUCAAUUGAAAUGGAACACAGAUUAAUUAUCUCAAUCCCAUUGACCUUGUUCUUUACAUUAAUAAGAUAAAUGCAGCUAGAAAACCUCACAAACAUCAACCCCAAAUUGCUUUCUCUCUCUCUCUCUAUUAGUGAACCAGUGCCAGUGUAUGGAUAUGCAUCCAGGUGAUGACAUGCUAAUGUCCCGUGGGAAAGAUAACAGCAUGAAGAUGCACAUGAGUCUCUAUUGGGGCAAAGAUGCCAUAGUACUCUUCUCUGGGUGGCCUAAGCACAGUGUUGGCCACUACAUCUUAGCCAUAUUGUUGGUGUUUUUCCUUGCAAUGAUUGCUGAGGUUAUCUCCAACAAGCCCAACAUCAAGCGUGGGACUAAUCCCAUAAUAGGAGGGUUCACUCAAGCAACCUUGUAUGUCUUCCGCAUAAGCUUCCUUUACUUGGUCAUGCUUGCUGUCAUGUCCUUCAACUUGGGAAUCUUCAUAGCUGCUGUCGCUGGCCAUACCUUGGGCUUCUUUUUUGCUAAGUCUCGCGCUCUUGUUCUUGCCAAUAGAGAACAAGGGUCCUCCAUUGCUCAAAAAGUUUAAAAAUUAGGU
Molecule: messenger RNA, 605 nt
Organism: Cajanus cajan (pigeon pea)
Lineage: Eukaryota; Viridiplantae; Streptophyta; Magnoliopsida; Fabales; Fabaceae
Product: copper transporter 2
Biological process (GO): copper ion transmembrane transport
Cellular component (GO): plasma membrane
Molecular function (GO): copper ion transmembrane transporter activity
Source: RefSeq, a predicted model, not a curated record